AAGCGGAAUUGACGCUUCCUUCAAAGUUUAAACCAAAUCCAACAAUGGACUCGGUUCGUGCCAGCGUCAGUCCGGCUUUUAAGAAAAAAAAGGAAGUGAUACACAAAGUCCAGUCGCCUCCGACGCCUGCAGCAGUUCACGUUUGGUGUAUGCGUAUCACCACCCAAUUAGACAUGAGUGCUAUUGUGUGGCUUUAAGUAGGCGUAACAAAAGCAAAUCCAAACACUGACAUAGCAACGCACCUGGCUCAUUACGUAACACAUUGAGAGUGUUUUUGUUAUGUUACUUCUUCUUUGGAAGACUAGUUAUUGUCACCAUACUUUACAGUGAUCUGAAGUCCAACUCAUCUUUACAUACAUUACCUUAUUAUCAGUAGACCUGAUUGUUAUUUGCAUUACAAUAUUAACAUUUGGCCAGGGUCUCGACUUUGAAUCGCUUUCUACCAUCGUCUUUGUAGCUUCAUUGAAAUGAAUUGAGAUUUGGAUUAAAAAGUAUCGCUAACUACCCGCAAAAAUAAUUGACAUGUUUGACGUUCGGGAUUAUCUCGUUGACCACGUUAAUGACCAUUCAUAAUUUCAUAUACCCCUCUAAUUCGCUCGAAUGAUUGACAUCUAAAAGGGUUAUUCAAAGUCUCUCUAAGUUCUUAGAAGCGGGCUUGAUGUGUUAAUUGCUCCAUUAUUUUGAACAGUGUCGGCUGCUGAGGUUAGUGCUACCUUUUGAAGAGGACGAGAAGAGCAUGAUGCACUGUAUGGCCCAAAUAACAGUACACCGGAUGGGUGGCAUGGCCGACGUUCUGUAUCGACUCAUAUCCAUAUGGAUCUUCUUCACAAGAAUAGCAUUCUGCCAAGAACUAAAUGUUAGGCUACAGAAUGGACUAACCCCUAGAGAGGGCAGAGUGGAGGUUCGCAUCAAUGGAACUUGGGGGACCCUCUGCGACAACAGCUUUGACAUCAACGACGCCAAUGUGGUUUGCCGUAGUCUCGGGUUCACUGGGGCACUUGGUACCACGUCACUUUCGGAGUUUGGACCGAGUACUUUAACGAUCCACCCGGCCGAUUUUCGGUGCAACGGGCAAGAAACUGAUCUGUCAGAAUGUUCCAGGAGUAAUCUAGAUCACCUGCCAGAAGGAUGCGACUCAAAUAUCAAGGAGGCCGGCGUAAGAUGCUCAGACUGCCGGGAUGUAAAUCCUAGAUGUGAAGAAUGGGCCAGCCAAGGGGCUUGCGAAUCUUACCCAGGAGAGAUUUUACAUGUCUGCCAGAGUAGUUGUGACCAGUGUACCCUGCUUAGCAUGAAUGAUUCAGCAUCAAUAAACCCGGCAGAGGAAACGUGUGUAACAGGACAUUGCUUUCUCGACUCGAACAAUGGUAAGAAUAGACUCCAGUAAUCUAGAUAUACAUGUUUAUAUAUAUAUAUAUAUAUAUACAUAAACCCCUCAAAAAAGUUUGGAAAUCUGAGUUUAGCCAUUAAUUUCUCCCAACUCCCAAUGUUUAACAAUGCAUAUUUGACAUCAUUCAAAAGAUCAUUUAAUUUUCUUUAAAAUGAUACCAUGCUUGUUAUGAUCAUACCCUCACGAAAAGAAAAGGGUUCAAAAGUGUUGGAUUUGGUCUGAAUUGAAAAACUGCAAAACGAGCAAAAAGGCCAUUAAUUUCUCCCAACUCCCAAUUUUACACAAUGCAUAUUUGAUAUCAGUAAAAGAUCAUUUAAUUUUCUUCAAAAUUCAUUUCGUUUCAUUCAUUUCGUUUAUUUCCAUUUUCAACGAUUACAGUUUGUUUUGUACAUUUUAACAUAUAAAUAACAAAACAUACUUUCAAGUAUUCCUGUACAAAAAUUAUAUUCAAGAUUAUUACAUAUCAGGUUGGAAAUGGAGGAGGCUGCUAAAAAGCGGAGCUUGUAGAGUGCAGCCUCCUAAUAAAUAUUCUUGUAGUUGCAUUACAUAUAAAAAUCAAAAUAACAACUAGAGCAUGAACCAGUUAAAUUAAAAGGAAAUAGGGGAAAUUAAAAUAGAAAAGGAAAUAAGAAAAAGAGAGAUUAAAGGUCUCCAGAAUCCAGCCCCAGCACUCACAGACGGACCUCGUUGAUCGACAGGAAAACGAAAGAGAUGUAAAAGCGUACGUGACAUGAUAAUCAUGUUUGAUUUAAAAAAAAAAUACAAGAGUUUGAGUGAUGAAGAGUUAAAUUCAAUGGUUAUCUUGGAGAAAUUUUUUGAACUUAUAUUUGAAAGAAUUAAGGCUCGGUGAUUCUUUGAUGUUUUUAUUAAUAGUUCCCCAGAGUCUAGGGCCUUCAAAAGUAAAAAUAGAUUUUGCAAGGAUGGUCCGGGGUAGUGGUAAAUGGAAUUCAUCUGAUUGACGUGUGGGAUAUUUGUGAAGAGUUUUGUUUUUGUUAAAUGAAGAAUUAAAUAUGAAUGGUAACAUAUUAUUGUUUAACUGAUACAUGAAUUGACCUAAGUUAUAUUGGUACAGUGUUUUUAUUUUUAGAAUGUUGUUGUUAAAAAACAACUCAUCUGUGUGAGAUCUCCAGGACAAGUUGAAAAUAACACGCAAUGCCUUCUUUUGUAAAAGUAAUAUUCUAUCAAGGUAGGUUGAGUGUGUAUUUCCCCAAACAAUUGCUCCAUAAUUUAAAUAUGGUAAAAUUAAUGUUGAAUAAAGCAUUUUUAGGGAGGAAGUUGGAAGAAAAAAUUUGACUUUGUUAAUAACACCAAUAUUGCGUGAAAUUGUACGACAUAUAAAGUCAAUGUGUGUUUUCCAAGAUAAUUUGUUGUCUAUUAUGAGACCUAAAAAUUUUGUUGUAGUAACAACUUCAAUGUCUUUAUUGUCCAAUUUGAUAUUAGAUGGCAAUUGUUCUAAAGAAUUGCUAAAAAGCAUGCAUUUCGUUUUUUGUACAUUAAUUGACAAUUUGUUAGCCCUAAUCCAUUGUACCAAUUUAUCCAGUUCAGUGUUCAGUACAUUUAUUAAAAUAUCGGGGUUAGGAUGAGAGUAUAGUACAUUUGAAUCAUCUGCAAAAAGGACAUAAGAUAAUAUUUCAGAGGAGUUCUGGAUGUCAUUUAUAUAGAUUAUAAAUAAAAGAGGGCCCAGGAGGCUGCCUUGGGGAACACCCCAGUUAACAUUUUGUAGAGAAGAAUUUUGUUCAUUUAUGCUUACGAAUUGUUUACGAUUUACGAGGUAGUUUCUGAACCACUCCAAGGCCUUCCCACGAACUCCGUAAUUUUCAAGUUUGUAGAGCAGUAUUUCAUGAUUUAUAGUGUCAAAGGCCUUGGAGAGGUCCAGAAAAACACCUAUUGUAUGUUCAAAGUUGUCAAUAGCUUUUGUGAUUUUGUCAAUAAAUGAGAGAGUGGCAUGAGAUGUACUAUGUUUUUGGCGAAAUCCAAAUUGAAAAUCAGAGAUUAUAUUAUAUUUAUUCAAAAAAUUUAAUAAUCUUGUGUAGAUCACCCUUUCCAUAACUUUAGACAAAGUAGGUAAUAACGCUAUCGGUCUAUAGUUACAUACAUUAAUCUUUUCUCCUUUUUUGUGCACUGGUAUUAUCUUUGAUAUUUUCAUAUUGUCAGGCACGACGCCAUUACUUAAAGAAAGGUUGAAUAUGUAUACUAAUGGAUCAACAAUAUAUUCUAUAACAUUCUUUAAUAAAAUAUUGUCAAUACCAUCGUGACCACAGCUUUUUUUGUUUUUUAAGUUGUUCACUAUAUCCAUUAUUUCAUUUCUAUGUACUGGUACUAAAAAUAAAGAAUUAGGGUUUGGUUGGUGAAUGAAAUCUGUAAAUUUUUUUUGUGUUAAUGGUAUAUUGUCUGCAAGACUUUUUCCAAUUUGUGUAAAGUAUUGAUUAAAUAUAUCAGCUAUACGAAAAGAAUCAUGAAUUUCAACAUUAUUGUGCUUUAUUGUUUUUAUGCGUGCUUUUGUGCUUUGUUUAUUUAUGGCUGUGUUUAUUGUUUUCCAUGUUUUAUUGAUGUCGUGUUUGAAACGAAUUAAUUGAUUUGUGAAAUAUUUUCGUUUUUCACUCCGCAAUAAUUUAGUGAGGGUAUUUUUAUAUGUAGUAUAUUUACGAUGUGACUUUUCUGAGCGAUUAAUUUUAUCGGCAUAGUAUAAGUUAUUUUUGCGAUUUAUUGAUCGUAAUAUUGAUUUCGAUAUCCAAGGAAGUCUUGGACUCUUUUUAUAAUUAUUACAUUUACUGACCAAUGGUACAUGUCUAUCUAAAUUUGAAGUAAAAAUUUUCAUAAAUAUAUUAUAUGCUGUAUUUGUAUCUUGAGAACUGAAUGCCUCAGACCAAUCCGCGUCUUCAAGACCAUCUUUUAAGCUCUGUAAAUUAUUUGGUGUUAGUCGUCGGAAUUUAUGUUGCGGGGUAUCUUUUUUUGCUAACCUAAACGGAGUUCUUGAAAAUAUCGGGAAAUGGUCAGAAAUAUCAGAUAAAAUUAUUCCAGACUCGGGUAGAGGAGAAACAUUACAAAAAAUAUUAUCAAUAAGGGUUGCAGAUUGGUUAGUAACCCUAGUGGGUUUUGUUAUCAAUGGUAAAAAGGAUGAUGAAAGCAUGAUAUCCAAAAAUUCAUGUGACCUAUUGUGAUUAGAUUUAGAUAUGUCUAUAUUAAAGUCACCUACCACAUAACAAUCUUUAUUAUAAAAAACCGGAUUUUGUAGAAAGUCUUGCAAGUAUUCAAAAAAAUUAUUUGUGUUGGAGUUAGGAGGUCUAUAAAAUACUGCGAUCAUUAUGUUUUUAGAGUUUGGUACCCGAAGUUCAAUGAUAAGAGAUUCAGCAAUUUCAUUCAUACAAUUAAGAUCAUUGUGAGUAAAAUAUUCUAGUUGUUCAUUGAUAUAGAUACCUACCCCUCCUCCCCGUCUAUUACCCCUAUGGUUUUCUACAAAUGUGUAACCAGGAAGUGAGUAUAAAUCAUCAGAUUCCUGUGAUAACCAUGUCUCAGUUAGCGCGAUUAUGGACAUUUUGGUUUGUGAAGAUGAAUCGGAUAAAAGGCGUAAAUUGUCGAAAUUAGAGCUCAAGCUCCUUAUAUUCAUGUGCAUUAUUGAAAGUGUAUUUGUAGAUUUAUCAAGAGAAUUAAAUUGAUUUAUUGUAAAGUAAUUCGAACUUGGAUAAUUACAGUCGUUAUUUUCAUUUAAAUCUGCAGCUAAAUUCAUUUCCAUUGAUACGAGAUUUUCAAAAGAAGAAUUGUUGUUAGUAUUUUGGGUUUCGUUGUUUGGCCUAAACAAAUUGUAAAACUCAUCAUCAUUCAACACUGAAAAGGGGAAGUUUUCAAUCACUGGGAAUAGAAAGAGAAAAACACGAAAUGCAAAAGAGUCGCUUCCUGAAGAGACCGACGAGACCGCGUGCUCUGAGUGUCAGCGAGGCAAGGACCUGGAGAGAAUAAUAAUUGGACAAAGAAAAACUGGUUACCGGUAUACACAUUCCUAUGAAAAAAAGGAGCACAAACACAUGAAAAGUCAUCAGGUAAACAUUGGCAAUUAUAUACGAUGUCAAUUGCAUCGUAAAAUUUUUGUACUAAAUAAGCAUAAAAGAGUUGGGUGAGCUCCCGUGAAUAAAACAAGCUGGGAAGCCUCCCAUAUAUAGAAUAGAAUAAGGAAUGACACAAAUUCAAAUUAUUCAGGGCAUGCUUCCCAGAAAACUGAAAGAAGGUGAAAAGGCAUUCGAAUGUAGUUAUGGUGUUCGUACAUUUAAAUAAAACUUCUACUCUUACACCUGGUAUACAAUUUGUUAGGCUUGAUCAAAAUACCGCUGAAUUGAUGAAUAAAAAGAAUGAUCGUCUGAGAUCCAGAUCAUGUUACACUGUACAUUAAUCAUAGUUGAUUUGUCAAAAACAAAUUAACUAAAGCUAUCUUUUUCUUAUGUAGAAUGGUUACUGGUUU
Molecule: messenger RNA, 5840 nt
Organism: Lytechinus pictus (painted urchin)
Lineage: Eukaryota; Metazoa; Echinodermata; Echinoidea; Temnopleuroida; Toxopneustidae
Product: scavenger receptor cysteine-rich type 1 protein M130-like
Exons: 4
Coding region: 737-1384 (215 amino acids)
Cellular component (GO): membrane
Source: RefSeq, a predicted model, not a curated record